Messenger RNA from Brugia malayi, 348 nucleotides. RefSeq lists its product as uncharacterized. The transcript has 3 exons. The record is from RefSeq and is a predicted model, not a curated record. Lineage: Eukaryota; Metazoa; Nematoda; Chromadorea; Rhabditida; Onchocercidae. Bases 1 to 348 code for a protein of 115 amino acids. Gene Ontology annotation, cellular component: nucleus. Gene Ontology annotation, molecular function: protein phosphatase 1 binding; protein serine/threonine phosphatase inhibitor activity.
AUGUCGAGUAAUUGUCUGGUGUUAAAAACUAAAUUUGGAAGUUUGGGUACCAUUAUUGAGGAAGAUCGUGGAGAUGGAGAAACAACUCAUGAAGUGCCUUUGAUUCUACGCCUAACACAACGUGAAACUGAACGGCCACAUGUUACUUGGGCCGACGGCACUAUCGAUAAUGAGCAUCUGGGAAGGAUGAAGAGCAAUUGCUGCUGCAUAUGGGUAAAACCACGUAUCUGGGAUGAUCCAACUACGUGGGAACAGGAUGAAUAUGAAGUUGAGAACUGUCGCGGACAUACUCUUCAAAUGCCACCGCAGCCAAAUGAUACAAAUUCAGAAUCAAUGCAUGUGAAUUGA